GAUGCUGUCCUUCCGGCCGUUCUGCCAGCCGAUGGUCCACCCCGCCGAGGGAACCGAGGGAGAGGGGAGAGGGAAAGGGUGAGCGGGAGAGACAGACAGAGAGAGAGAGAGAGAGAAAGACUUGCUCGUCGGUCCCCAGACACGCCGUCGCGUGGUCCUCAGCCACUCCUCUGCCCUCUUGCGGACGACAGCCGCUCCUCCCCGGGCAGAUGGCAGCGGUACCAAUGACUCCCGGCGGCUGGCAGCGACUCCUCCAUCCCCUGGUGGACGGCCGCGGCUCGUCCCCUGGCAGACAGCAGCGGCGAGGACUCUGUGACAGUGCAUCCCUCCUCCCUCCCGGCACCAAUGUAACGAGUAAAGGAUGGGCAAGAAGGAGGCAGGAACUGGCAGAACAGUCAACAUAACUUUAAUGACUUUGGUCCAAUUAACCCAUUCAGAACCCAGCAGAUGGCUGCGCCGAGAAACAUGUUGUCUGGUUUCACAGAACCGGCCCACGUCAACGACUUCAUGUUUGAGCAGCAGCGGAGAACAUUCUCUACGUUUGGUUACGCUUUGGACCCGUCUGUGGACACCAGUCAGGUCUCGUCCAGCAGUUAUAUUGGAGCCAUAGAAGAGGCAGAGAAAAACAAAGGGCUAACCGUGUUUGAGACUGGACCCAAGAAAUCAGAGAAGAGGAAGAAGGUGAAAGGCGGAGAUGCGUCAGACAUUGACAGUUUCCUGGGCCCCUGGGCCAAAUACCAGGAUGAGAAAGAUGUGGCCAAACCCUCAGAGGAGGAGCAGAAAGAAUUGGAUGAGAUCACAGCUAAGAGACAGAAGAGAGGAAAGAAUGAAGAAGAAGCUCCAGCAGAGGAGAAGACCAUCUUACACAUUAAAGAUGCGUGUGAUUAUCAGGGCCGCUCGUAUCUACACAUUCCUCAGGACGUGGGCAUCAACCUGCGAUCUGCAGACAUACCAGACAAAUGUUACUUGCCCAAGAAACAGCUGCACGUGUGGACCGGACACACUAAAGGUGUCAGUGCGAUCCGUUUGUUUCCCGUAUCUGGUCAUCUAUUGCUCUCCUGCUCCAUGGACUGUAAAAUCAAGUUGUGGGAGGUUUAUAGUGACCGAAGGUGUGUGCGGACAUUUAUCGGUCACAGUAAAGCCGUGCGUGAUGUGUGUUUCAAUAACACCGGCACACAGUUUCUCAGCGCCGCCUACGACAGAUAUCUCAAACUCUGGGACUCAGAGACUGGCCAGUGCAUCGCCCGCUUCACAAACAGAAAGGUUCCCUACUGCGUGAAGUUCAACCCUGAUGAAGACAAACAAAAUCUGUUUGUUGCAGGAAUGUCAGACAAAAAGAUCGUCCAGUGGGAUAUCCGCUCUGGUGAGGUCGUACAGGAAUAUGACAGACAUCUGGGUGCCGUCAACACCAUCACGUUCGUGGACGAGAACCGUCGAUUCGUCAGCACCUCCGAUGACAAAAGUCUGCGUGUGUGGGAGUGGGAUAUUCCUGUGGACUUCAAAUACAUCGCUGAGCCCAGUAUGCAUUCAAUGCCCGCUGUCACACUUUCACCCAACGGUAAAUGGUUGGCCUGUCAGUCGAUGGAUAAUCAAAUCCUGAUAUUCGGAGCGCAGAAUCGGUUCCGUCUCAACAAGAAGAAGGUGUUCAAGGGUCACAUGGUGGCGGGAUACGCCUGUCAGGUGGACUUCUCCCCGGAUAUGAGUUAUGUUGUAUCCGGUGAUGCUGAUGGAAAGUUGAAUAUCUGGGACUGGAAGACCACUAAACUGUACCACCGGAUCAAAGCGCAUGAUAAAGUUUGCAUCAGCGCGCUCUGGCACCCUCACGAGACCUCUAAAGUCAUCACCUGCGGCUGGGACGGACAGAUCAAACUCUGGGACUAAAUGAGGAAGAGUUACAGGCAUUUCAGGCCAUUUCAUACUUUUUAUACUUCCUGUCAUCCUCAAGCUUUCUUCCCAGCUGCAUCGUACACUCUCACUGCCAUCUGAUCUUUAACACUGAUGUGGUGGGGUUUAUCGUGCUGGUAUCCAGUCACACAUGCAAACACACCAGAGACUUUCCUGGCACUGGACACAGGCCAUGAGCUUUUAAUCUCAUUUGUUUUGUUUUGUAAUGAUUGAAAAUGUAAAGCAUUGCUUUACCUGCGUCUCCAGUGUCUCAGAUUUCAUUUGGUUGAUAAUAAAUCUAUGUAGUUUAUUUCUGAUGUCUGUGUGUUUUCCAGGAUUUUGGCAAGUCCUUUGGUGACAUUGGUGAGUGAGAAGUAAAGAUUCGUUAUCUCGCAUUUUGUUUGUCUGUUGUGAAAUAUUAUCGGUAUUAAUUUUACUCAUCGAUAUUAUACUGUUUUUUUAAUACUACGACUAUCAUAGUAGAACUGCUUAGAUGUUGUAACUGGUAUUGACAACAGCAACAACAAAACGACACACAUCGUGACUAUAUUCAAUGCCUUGAUGACUUACAAAUCUUCUUUGGGGUUUAUCUCACACAACCUGUCCAUAAUAUGUGAAUAUAAUAUUUUAUUUUUGAAAGUAUUUUUAAUUAAACGUCUCCCUGAUAUCUUUGGUCGGCUGUCAUGAAGAAAGUUUCUAAAAAUGUUUUAGGAAUGUUUUUGAUCAGAUCUUGAAGAACAGAUGAGGAACUCACUCUCACAUUGACAUGUUCUCCUCUUAAAGUCUUGUGUGUUAAAGGGAUUUCUUCUUAUCCACUUGAUAAGGCGUGUAAAAACACACACAGCCUUUGAAAUGUCUGGGUCAUAAAUUAAAAGAAAUUAUAUCUUGCAAAGAAAAAAAAAAAAAACACAUUUUA
Molecule: messenger RNA, 2800 nt
Organism: Myxocyprinus asiaticus (Chinese sucker)
Lineage: Eukaryota; Metazoa; Chordata; Actinopteri; Cypriniformes; Catostomidae
Gene: cdc40
Product: cell division cycle 40 homolog (S. cerevisiae)
Exons: 14
Coding region: 448-1881 (477 amino acids)
Biological process (GO): mRNA splicing, via spliceosome
Cellular component (GO): catalytic step 2 spliceosome
Molecular function (GO): mRNA binding; protein binding
Source: RefSeq, a predicted model, not a curated record